Molecule: messenger RNA, 2928 nt
Organism: Paraglomus brasilianum
Lineage: Eukaryota; Fungi; Glomeromycota; Glomeromycetes; Paraglomerales; Paraglomeraceae
Source: the annotation of a GenBank genome assembly
AUUUUCUUUGAUAUAUUUGUACCCGAUAAUGAAUCUGUAGAUGACUUUAAAAUAAAAAUAGAUGAAAUUCUUUGUAAUACAAUAAAUAUCUAUAAAAUAGAACAUAUUAAGGCCUUCCCGUUUCGUGGUUAUAAUAUAGAAAAAAGGUCCUAUCUACGAAUUUUUACACUUGGUAGUGGAGAUAGGAAGAAAGCUCUCCAAGCUAUCCAAGAUAAUAAUUUCGAAACUGCAUCAGAUGAUAUGUUCUCAUUUCACCGUAAAAUAGCUAGAGAAAAUGGAAUUGCGAUUUCUGGUUGGUCUAUGAUAAGCAAGUAUAGAUACAAAAAACAUUCUCAUUAUACACACGAUUUUCGAGUUUCUGUAAAUGAUUUUCGGCCAGUAGAAGAUCUAAAAAAGAUAAGUGAUCGUUUUCCAAUUUCAGCACUCAUGAGAGAUCGUACGCUUAUCCUUACAUGGGACAUAGAGACACAAUCACGAGAGUUGGGCGAAUUUGCUGAAAUACAUGAUGAAGAAAGUAUCGUAUUUAUGAUUUGUAUGACUUUGCAUUGGAAAGAUGAUCCAAGACCGCUAAAACAAAUCUGUCUUGUCGAUCUUGAAACUGCACCAGACCCACGAAGGAUAACAGUUAUAUGUGGGAACCAGACAAAUUUACUAAAAGCGUUUGCUUUAUGUUGGAAGGCCUUCAUCCCUGAUAUUCAAUUUGGAUUUAGCGAUUCUGAAUACGAUUGGCCAUUUAUUAUGGAAAGAGCUUGCAGACUUAAUCUUCUCGAAUGGAUGUGGAAGCAAAUGACGGGAAGCUUUAAAUCAUCUAAAGAAAUUCAAAAAUGGAAUUAUUAUGGGAAAAUAGGAGUAAAAUCUAAAAAUAGUUUCCAAAUUAAAAAAGGCGACACUGAUAAUAAUGAGGAAGAAAUCGAUAGGGUACAAUCGAUUAUAAUCAAAAUUAGCCCAGAAGAUAAUUAUAUUUCCACUUUUCUUAAAAUACCGGGUUGUGUACCAAUUGACGUACGUGCAUGUUUUAUGAAACUCUACCCUCGUGCAGAAGUUGAUAAAAAAAGUUCACUUGCAUUUUAUUUAAAACUAUGUGGACUUGGUAGUAAAGCGGAUAUGCCAUAUAAUAAGAUGUGGAAAAUCUAUUCAGAAGCGAAAAAGAGUGUUUCCCUAAAUAAAUCACAUCCUUCUACUAUACAAAACAUGUCUGAAGUAGCCCAUUAUUGCAUUAUAGAUGCAUUACGUUGCCAAGAACUUAUAGUUAAACGAAAUGUAAUUAAUGAUUAUAGGGAGAUUGCUUCUAUAGCAUAUGUAUCUUUAUUUGAUUCACAUUACCGGGCUAAUGGAAUGAAGGUAAGAAAUCUUCUGGGUGCUUAUGCUUUCAAGCGUGAUAUGGUAUUUAGUACAAGAGUAUGUAAAAAUAUAGAAAAAGGGAAAUUUCCUGGCGCAUACGUUUUUCCACCUAAAAAAGGUAUAGAAGCAGAAAGGCCAGUGACGGGUCUGGAUUUUGCAUCUUUAUAUCCCAGCCUUAUUAUGACUUAUAACCUUUCUCCGGAAAAAAUCAUAUUAACGCCAGAUGAGGCUAAUUUUGUGCAAAAUAAUGGAAAUAACUUGCAUAAGAUUGAGUUUCCAUUUAAUAACCACAUCGUCCAAGCUUGGAGUGUAAGACAUGAUAAUCAAUUGGAAAAGAAGGGCCUGUACCCAAUCGUAUUAGAGGAUUUAUUUAACAAGAGAGUAGAGCUUAAAGCACAACUCGACCCAUUGGGGAAGAAAAAGAAACUGCUUGGGAAAAUGAUAAGUUCACUUAAAAAGAAAGAUAAAAAAAAUUCGGAAAGCUUAAAUUUAGAAUACUCGUCUAUAUGCUUCGAUUACGAUUAUUUAGAUUCGAAACAAAAAGCUUUGAAGGUAUAUAUGAAUACUUUUUACGGGGAAGCAGGAAACUCAAAAUCUCCAAUCUUUCUUCGUGAAUUAGCCGGAGGAACUACUUCAGCAGGAAAAUACAACCUUAAUCUUGUCGCUGAAUUCGUAACAAAGAAAGGGUUUGGAAUAAAAUACGGGGAUACUGAUUCUUUGUAUCUCUCCUGCCCAGUUAAGUAUUAUAAAAAAUGCGAUAAAGCCUUCUUCGAGAAAGAACUUUCUAAAGAAGCAUAUUGGACUGAAAUGGUCAAAAUUACUAUGGAUGUGAUGAAAAAGUUACGCGAUCAAGUCAAUGAAUAUCUCAAAAUAAAAAAUAACACAUCUUAUCUAAAAAUGGCAUAUGAGGAAGUAUUAUUUCCCGUUUGCUUUACUGGUAAGAAAAAAUACUUUGGUGUGCAACAUGAAAAGGAUAUCGAUUUUAGGCCAGAUAAUCUCUUUAUGCGAGGGAUUGAUAUUGUAAAGCAAGGGAAUUCUGAACUCUUCAGAUUUAUUGGAAGAAAGAUUAUGCAGGAGGCUAUGAAUAUUGACAAUACACGUACGAUUCAUGAAAUUGUCGAAGACACUCUCAGAGAAGCACGAAAUAAGGAAUGGGAUUUCAAUGAAUUUAUUGUAAUGGGAACAUGGAAGCCAAAAAAAGAAAAUCUUUGCAACAUUCGCUUUAUGGGACGUAUGAGAGAGAGAAGUGAGAGGAUUCCUGAUCCUGGCGAACGGUUUAGUUAUGUAGUUGUGAAGGGCCCCCGCCUUCGCGAUGAGAAAGGCCGGUUAAUAGCGCAUAGAAUUGGCGAUUAUAUGGAGUAUACGGAUAUAGCAAAAGAGCAAAAAAUGGAAAUAGAUAUCAAUUAUUAUUUAGGUAGUACGCUUGCAAUGUGUGCACGUUUUAUCAAUGAAGAUGACAGGUAUCAACCGCCUCCUUCACAUAAGAUUAUGCAACUCAAAGAUUUGGAUGAGAAAGAAAAGCAGAUUGAUGCAUAUUCCCAGAAGGAAGCCAAAAAAUGGCUGGAAAAAUAUAUUAAAAGUCUAUAA